Telopea speciosissima is the source of this 3207-nucleotide messenger RNA. RefSeq lists its product as uncharacterized. The record is from RefSeq and is a predicted model, not a curated record. Lineage: Eukaryota; Viridiplantae; Streptophyta; Magnoliopsida; Proteales; Proteaceae. Bases 1 to 3207 code for a protein of 1068 amino acids. The transcript has 4 exons.
AUGGCUAUGGCAAGAGAUAAUGCAGCAGUUCCUUCUAUGGAAAUUACAGAUUGGGGGGGCCCCAUUAGGGAAUCCUUGUUGCAAAUCCUAGAUGAGGGUGACAAAGCUAAUGGAGAUGCUCUAGGAGAGGAAAUUACAGAAGGAGCCCAAUCAAAUCUGAAAGAGAUCUCCACCAAGGGAAAGAAAAUUUCGGGCAGCACUAUUCUAAGGGGUCCAAUUUUAGAAGUGUAUGCUCUUAAUUCCCUAGAAGGUCGGAUGGAACUUUGGAGGGAGCUAACUGAUAUUGCUACAGGAGUGGUUGAACUGUGGGCUGUCAUGGGAGAUUUCAAUACGGGCUGGCUGACCGAAAAUGGAGAGGGGAAUUUUACACUUGGAAUAAUAACCAAAGUGGUACUCGCAGAAUCUGCUGCAAAUUGGACCGAGUCCUUGUUAAUAAUGCUUGGCUGGACAAGUUGCAUUUCUCGGAAGCUCACUUCCUUUGGCCUGGAAUAUCUGACCACAGCCCGAAAUUCUGGACCUAAACCGUUCAGGUUUUUUGAUGCUUGGACCCAUCAUAAGGACUAUGACGAAGUAGUUAAAAGGGGCUGGCUGAAGGUUGUAAAUGUCAACUCUAAUCCUAUUUUGCGCUUUGUGACGAAGCUAAAGAAUGUGAAAUCUGAACUUAAAUGCUGGAAUAAGGAGGGCAUUGGAGAAGUCUUCAAAAAUGUUAAGGAUGCAGAACUCGAUCUUGGCCGAAUUCAGCAUCACCUUUCCCUUGAUCCCCUUGAUGAUUCCCUUGCUAUCUUGGAAAAAGAAGCUAAAGGCAAGCUAUGGGCUGCAUUACAAAUGGAAGAAAGGUUUCUUAAAGAGAAAUCCAGGGUUAGGUGGCUAGAGUUGGGGGAUGGCAACAACAACUUUUUCCACAAGUCCAUGCAAAGUAGGCACAAUAGAAAUCAUAUCUUGGAGGUCAUGGACCAGACUGGAAAUACUUUGACCAACCCUAAGGCUAUCAAAGAGGAGGCGGUUCUUUUCUAUAAGAAGCUGUUCGGGUCGGACUACACUGAUUUGGGCUCCUGCCCCCCCUCGAUUCCCCUCUCGGGGGUGGUCUCUGAAUCCCAGAAUUUGGAACUUGGCAAGGAGGUUAAUGGAGAGGAGGUUAAAAGAGUUGUGUUCAGUUUAAAAGACUCUAAAGCCCCAGGGCCUGAUGGUUUCGGGGCUGGCUUUUAUAAGCACUCUUGGGUGAUCAUUGGUGAGGAGCUAACGAAUGCUGUCCAAUUGUUCUUUACGAAUUCCUUCAUGCCCCAUUCUAUUAAUGCUACUUUUAUCAAUUUGGUGCCAAAGUCUGGGGAUGUCUCCACUUUUGCGGGGUUUCGGCCUAUUGCUUUAUGCAACCUCCUAUAUAAGAUCAUCACAAAAAUCCUCUCUAAUAGGAUCCAGCAUGUUAUUGGGAGUGUGGUUAGUCAUAAUCAGUCGGCAUUCAUCAAGGGCAGGCCUAUUGUUGACAAUAUCCUUGUCUGCCAUGAUAUUGUGCGUGGUAUCGAACAAAAAGCCGCUAGUCCUACUGCAGUUUUGAAGGUGGAUCUUCACAAGGCCUAUGAAUCUCUUAGUAGGAAAUUUUUGUUUGAUGUGAUGGGAAGAAUGGGGUUCUCUGACAAGUUUAUAGGGUGGGUGAAAGCUUGUGUGACCACUCCUAUGUUCUCUGUCCUUAUUAAUGGCAGCCCAGUGGGUUUCUUCGGUGGAGGGAGAGGGAUUCGACAAGGUGAUCCACUGUCCCCCUACCUCUUCACCCUUGCAAUGGAGGCUUUUUCUGGAAUUAUGCGAAGGCUUGAGAUUGAUGGUCAGAUUAAGCUGCUACCCCGUUGUAAAUCGUUCCACCUUUCCCACCUCAUUUUUGCGGAUGAUCUUAUGAUUUUUGUGAAGGGGAACUGUGAUUCGAUUUCAGCUAGUUUGGGGGGUCUUGAUGAGUUUGCUGCCCUCUUCGGGCUUCAACUUAAUAAAUCUAAGUCCUCUAUUAUAUUAGGUGGCCUUAUCCAAGCUAGCAGUCUGGAACUUUUGGAUUUAACGGGUUUUUCGAAAACCAAGCUGCCUAUUAGGUACCUUAGAGUUCCUCUUGUGUUUGGCAGGUUAUCCAUGAAAGAUUGUAGCCCCAUCUUGGAUCUAGUUCGUCAAAAAUUGGAGGGGUGGAAGACUAGAUUCCUCUCUUAUGCUGGUCGUCUUCAACUCUUUUCUUCAGUUCUGCAAGGUAGCUACAUUUACUGGGCAGGGAUCUUUGGCCUUCCAGGAAAUGUUAUCACCAAACUGGAGUCUAUGUUCUCUAAUUUCCUUUGGUCAGGCCCCUCCCUUGAGAGGAAAACCCAUUUUAUUUCUUGGGAUGCGCAAGAUCGGCUUUGGGUUAAUUGGGUACAACAAAGAUACCUCAAGCAAGAGUCUCUUUGGACAGUCAAGGGUCUCAAUAACUGCUCUUGGGUCUGGCGUAAAGUCUUGAAGUACAGAGAUAAAGCCCUUCCCUUCAUCAAAACUAUUAUUGGGGAUGGGUCUGCUACAAAGCUUUGGCUUGAUAAUUGGCACCCGUUUGGAGUUCUUUUGAGCAGAUUUGGUAAUAGGAUUUGCUAUGAUGCAGGCUCUUAUUCCCUUGCUGCCCGUCAUGCUUGUGUCAAGGAGAUUAUCCGUGAUGGAGAUUGGCACCCUGGUCCCUCUACAUCUUUCGAUCUCAUUGAUAUUUGGAGGGCCCUUCCAGCCAUUGAAAAAUUUCAUGAUGAGGUUCCGGAUUUGACAGUGUGGACUGGUAACUCAUCGGGUAAUUUCUCUUCCAAAUCAGCCUGGAAUGCUAUCCGCACAAGAGCUGCCCGUAUUGAUUGGAGCGAAGCUGUUUGGUUUGAAGGGAGUAUAAAGUCCCAUUCCUUUAUAGCCUGGAGAUGCCUUUCGGAUGCCCUCCCCACUAGGGACAACCUCAUUCAUAGACACAUUCCGACUCCUCAUCAUUGCGUGUUUUGUUGGGUUGGAACUGAAAGAAGGAAUCAUCUCUUCUUCGGGUGCCCUUUUACUAAUGAUAUUUGGAAAAAUAUUUAUGACUUCUGUUUUCAUGAUGGGGCCACUCCUAGCAAUGCCAUUGAUGCAGCCAUUUCAGUUAGAUAUGUUGCAGGUAGAGCAGGGAAAUUGGGGCUGGUCAUAAAGCUUGCUUUCUGUGCCACAAUCAAGCAUAUUUGGUCGGAGAGAAAUCAGAUCUAA